Messenger RNA from Mercenaria mercenaria, 6882 nucleotides. Its product is annotated as nuclear pore complex protein Nup205-like. Bases 10 to 6102 code for a protein of 2030 amino acids. Gene Ontology annotation, molecular function: structural constituent of nuclear pore. Lineage: Eukaryota; Metazoa; Mollusca; Bivalvia; Venerida; Veneridae. Gene Ontology annotation, biological process: nuclear pore organization. The record is from RefSeq and is a predicted model, not a curated record. Gene Ontology annotation, cellular component: nuclear pore; nuclear pore inner ring. The transcript has 39 exons.
CAGUCUAAAAUGGCGGCCUCCGGAGUGGCGGUGAAUGCCGCGGCAAGAGUAUGGAGUCCUUUCAAAGAUCUUCAGAAUGUUGUGGAAGCUGCAAUCCACAAAAGACAGACAGAUGCCAUACACGACCUCGAAGUUAUGUUGAAGAGGCACAAAAAUGAUUUCCUCACCUUACUCAAAAACAUUCCUAAGAAUGCAACCCAUCGUGAAGCAGUGAAAAAGUCAAACACAGUCGGCUUGCCUAUUCAUGGAGAACAGAGAACACAGACGUUUCCUGACUCCUUUAUUGAAGAAGCCAUAAUCAUAAGUGACCUCUUUGAUUUGAACGAGUUUGCUGCACUGGAACUUUUAAUUGCAGGAGAAGAUAACAGGCCAGACUUUCCAGGUUUGACACGAGGACUUGUAGCUGUUCUACUCUACUAUGAUGGCCGUAGAAGCCUGGUAAAUGCACUUAGGACCCUGCUUUUGGCACUUUCUGGACGAACAUGGACCCUUGGCCUGUCCCCUGAUCUUACAUACCUGACCAACAGUUAUGUACAAAAAUUGGUAGAAGAGAAUCUUACAAACAAAAUUCUUGAUGUGCUGAAGACUAUGAACGUUACAACUGAACUGGACAAACUGCAGAAUAACAGAGCAAUUGGACCUCCCAAACAUAAAAAACAGAUACAGGACAUGUAUGAGGAGAUUCAGGUUACAUGUGCCGAGUGUUUGUUCUGCCUUGCCUGCCAGAAGCCCCUCAGUAGAAACGACACGCUGCAGCUGAUCUCUUACCUCAAGAACGACAACUCUUUACAAGCAGAUGGUUCUCUUACCCCAGUAACACUAUGUGUACUGAUGGCGUUGUUGUACUGUUUUGAUGUGUCUGUACUUGAGAGGGAGGAUGCAGAAGAAAUCACUGGUUCUAUGCCUGUGUUUAGUGAUCCUAACUACAUCAGUGAUGUACACAAGGAAUUGAAGGAUGGGGCAGAAUGGCAGACACCAGAACUUAGAGCGGUUGUACGGUUUGCCUGGGGUGUCAUGUUGAGGCAGUUGUCACAGUAUCCACUAGCUGCUGGUGCUGGGGAGUACUAUGAGGAAGACGAGAUGUUUAUGGAUCUAGCUAUUGAAGGUCAGGUGUUCAGUUUCCUGCACAAAUCUGUGGUCUCUGUGGAAAAACUACACAAAGAGGAGUUCCAUGUGAGAAGACUUCAUGGACUGUUGACAGACUUCAUCUAUUACAUGCCUUUAAAGGUAAAAGAGAUUCGUAACCGUGGUGACGAGACUGCUCGUAUCAUGAUGGCUCAUCUACAAGAAGGUCAGGACCCGCCAGCCAGUCUGAGGAGAGACUUUGAACAUCUCUUGUAUCUGAUAUAUGAGUUGUAUGAAAAAGACCCCCUCAACCUUGACCUUUCACUAGACUACUGGUGUCCUGAACCUACGAGCCAGCAGGAAUCCUUCCAUCAUAGACCACCUCAAAGACAGGUGGCAUUAUAUAAGUUUGUACGAAUGGCUGGGGAUUUGCUGCCAGCAUCACUGUAUGUACCCUACAUCAAAAUGCUGAUUGGGCUUGCUUCCACCACACAGUGUGCUCAACACUGCUACUACUUAAUCAAAAAUAAUGGUAGCACAUCAAGUACAGUAUCCUGGGAUCACAUCUUCACCUCACUGAAUCAAUACUACAACAGUCUGCGGCGUGAGUCGCCACACUCCAGUGAUCCCUCUACCUCAUACAGGCUGCACAGCCGAGUGAUCACACCACAGGAACUAGAAGGCUUGGUAAUGGUUUUACAGCUUGUCAGAAGAGUUUGUGAACAGAGUGAGAACUGUCGUAUAGCAAUCUACGAGAAUCAGCAAUGGUCAGUGGUCAUGUUACUGUUUGGACUGGUCAGCUGUAGUGUACCACCACAGAUGAAGGCAGAGCUAUUAAAGGUGCUAGCAUCUCUGGCUAGAACACCUGAGUAUGCGGCUACCUUGUGGCAGACACUGGAGGGUUCACAGGUCCUUGUAACAGUGCAGCAAGGAAGUGGCAAACAGUCUGGUGGUAUACAAGUUGAACUUGAUGAAGUGGAGUCCAGAAAUGAGGAAUAUCCUAUAACCUGUGCCUUCCUUGAGUUUCUAGCAAUGUUAACAGACACACCCAUACCUGCAGCACUUGGGGCAGGCUCACGAGCACCAGGGUUUGAUCCCUACCUACUGUAUGUUAGAGAUGAUGUUUUUCUGAAGUUUGGUGCCAGAGCUUACAAAAAUCCAGGAGAAAAGUGGGAAGUAGCAGCCUUGUCACUGGGUAUUCUCCGUAAGUUAUUACAGGACUACGAGAUCCAGGGGGAACAUUUUACCGACCAAGUGGUGGAAACUGGCACAGGUCAAACAAUCGUAGCCAAUAAACCUGCAGGAUUCACUCUCAUGGUGAACAUGCUUAGAGAUAGUCGACUUUAUCAAAUGAUUUUACGGAUCCUGAAUGAUGCCAUGAACCACUUUGAAUCUUACACAACAACUCCAGGUCAGAAGAAUUUGGAGAAAGCAGCCUUGCUGUGUCUACAGAUGAUAGAAAUCACCCUGGAGAAGGAGGAACUUUUUGUAGACAUGGUGCGCGAUACAGGGUCUCCCCUGCUAGUCACACCCAUGGAUAGGCUACUUCUCGGCAUUAAUCCAAGAACAGGCAAAGCUGAUUAUAUUGUCACUGUUGCCAAGUACAUGAUGUUUAACAGCACAAUGCCAGAACAUACCCUAGCUGCUAUGAGAAUACUCUAUAUGGUUGGUAAAUCUAGCACCAUACAGUCCGAUCUAGUCACACUCUUCACUGAAAACAAGGAAUCCAGCGAGCAGUUGUUGCAUGGGUUUGUUGAAUGUCUCGACACUGACGACCCAGAGGAUGAUACCCAGGAAGAACAGGUAGAUGAGGAUACAGAGGUGUCCAGUAGUAAAGUCCGCAACUCAACGAGACAGUAUCUACUUAAACUGAUGAUCAACUCCCUGGAACAACCGGCACCAAAUCUUGCUCACUUCCUUCUUGGUUUUGAGCUGAGAAAACCUGUCAGCAAGACCAACUUACAAGAUCAGGGUGUUCUCACAUCACCGAAGACAUGCCUUCAUUCUGUUCUGACCAUAUUAACACGAGGUAUUGGUGCCGGUACUGGGCCUCAGUGCCUUAUAGAAACUCCAAAACUGGCUGAGCUGGGAUACAGGCUGAUCUACAUGCUGGCGGCCAACAAAGAUGCGUCUCUACCGACAUUACGGUAUCUCAGGACGUCCCAUGAUUUCCUGUAUAGACAGUUACAACAUCUUCCAUAUGAACAUAAAAAUUACAAGCAUUCGGUUAUGAACCACCAGUCGUGGCUUUUAAAGACAGUAGCAGUAGAGUUGAGGGUCACUUCUAUAAAUAGACAGCGCUCACAUACACAGAGAUUGAUGAAACUUAUCCUUGAUGACUAUGAUGAAGAUCAGACUUCAGUGUUACAGCCAGUAGGUCAAGGCCCAGACGAGUCUGAAUACUUCUCAGCAUCAAGGUUGGGAGAUCUAACAGCUUCACAAUACACCAGGACAGUCAAAGGUCGACAGUAUAGACGAAGGAUAAUGAGUUUACUGGACACGGUUCAGUUCAGUCAGCAGUAUCCAGACCAAAUACACCUGGAGUUCUUUGACUACCGUCUGAUACAGCAGGUUAUAACGAGCGUAGAAAGGAAGGAUGAGGGAGGUGUCACAUUCUACGAUGUUAAAUCAUUAUACCGUAUUCUAAUGAAUGAACUCAACAAUUUACAGGGGACCACAAUGGCAGGGCAAAGGCAGAUGAUUAUUGAGGAAAUUGAAGGUAUUCUGCGGAUGGUGAUAGAACGUAACAAGGUAUGUCAGAGUCUACAUUCAAAGCAUCAGGCGUUUGACUCGUGGCGACAGGUGACUGAGAUUAUACUGACAGCAUGUCCCGAGGAUCUGCUGCAGGGAGAGACUAGACAAACUGUACUGUUUGAACUAUUGCAAGAUCUACUCAUGAAGGUUGCUGAUGAAAAUGCUUUACCAGAGUUAACUGCCCCUGUUGCUGGGGUUAUCCUGACAUUGAUGGCCAACCUACGUCAGUGUUUUGUCUCAGAGGACCAGGACCCCUCUGAGAAAGAGCGGCGUGACUCCCAGUACAUCACCCUGCUUGACAGGUCACAGACGGCUGCUAAGUCUGUAUCCUGGGGUCAAGGGUCGGGGUCAGGUUCUAGAACCCUGUUUGCCACAUCUCUUCAGAUGGUAUUGAAGGGCAUGAUAGAACACAUUCUUAGAUCUAGUGGAGGUCAGCAAAGGGUGCGAGCCAAGUUGUAUGGAGCCCUGUUGUAUUACUUACAGAUAGCUAACAAACCCAAGGUAUCACAGACACAUUUACUAGAUGAAGCUGCAGGAAGUGUGGAAUCACGACUACUAGCUGCCAGUGACUCGGAGUACGAUCAGUUACGUAAAGAAAAUAUCUCUUCUAUUUUGUCUUAUGGUGAUACAUUCAUGGACUUGCUGUGUAGAGAUGCUUGUGAUGGUUUGGAUGUGGGGAGGAUGUUGGCAUUGUCAGUUCUGGACUGUAUUCUGAUGAUGGACAAGUUUAACCAGUGGCUUACAUUUAUAUCAUCGAAAGGAUAUCUUCAGCAUUUGGUGGACAGUCUCUCGGCUGAUGAUGAUAAAUUAAUGUCAGUACUGGCUGGCAGUGUGGACAACCUGAAAGUGCUAUAUUUAUAUGAAUCUAAACUGAGUUUACUGACUCGUGCUGCAGAAACUGCAGUUGGUGCUUCAACAUUGCUGCGCUGUGGAGUAAUGGAGCAACUUGCUGCAUGCUCAUUCUUUGAUAUGAGGCCAGACAUUGACAGGGGUCAGACAGUAUAUGGAAGUAAUGAUGCAUUUCUACCAGAUCCAGUCUCGAGAUACCGACAUCUACUGUUUACAUCAUUACGCUUUUGUCUAGCUCUCCUUACUUCUCUUGGGGUAGAAAAUAGAGAAGCAGGUAUUCAGGUGAUGCAGUUUGUAGUUGCCCAUGGUGAUAUAUUUCAUUCUAUCCUGCUAGACAGACAACAGGCACUCAAUCUGUAUGCUCUACAAGAACUCGCUUUAACAACAGCUGUUAUAUCAAGGGCAAAUUGCCAAGAGGAAGACCAAUAUGCAGAGGUUGAUUCUGCCGAGAUCGAGUUCAGAGGUCAUAGGGUGCGUAUCCAGCGUCACAUGGUUGCCUUGCUGCCAAAGUACUGUGUCUCAGAGAAGCUUAACAAGCAGUUGAAAAACCUGGAUAUUCAACAAGAAGACGAAAAACGAGAUUUAAAAGCCGAGGUGAUGCAAGCCUACCUGGAGGUCGCCACUAAUGUUACAUCAUAUUGUAGAGCUCUUGUUUCUAAUUCAGGACCCAAUGUACAGUAUUGCCGUGUUCUGUUUUGGCCUAAUCUUGAAGAAGCAAUGGCAAGAGAUAUACAUGCUAGUGGUGAUUUUGCAUUAUCAACAUUAAGUCCUGCACAAGUACCAAACCUUGGUAUAGUGGUGUAUCAACUGAAGCAGUGUACAAAUCACUUUAUGAGGGUAUAUGAGAACAGGAAACAGCACCUUAGUAAACUAGAAGGUCUCUCCGACCUUAGUGUAGAAGAUUUAAAACAGUUUUCCACAAUAACUGGGGAAGAGAAGAUGUCGUCGCAGGUACGGCAGGUUAUAGCGAAGAAAAGGUUGUCUCAACUGAUUGCAUACAACUACAAGGAACUCCAGGCUUACUCGUAUAUAAUUGAGAACAGUUUGUUCCUGUUGUGGCGCCACCUAGAGUACUACCUGUUACACUGUGUCCCUGCUGAUAAAGGACAGUCUCAGUACCAAUCACAAGCCCGGAAACAGCUACAAAUGAGAAGACUACAAGAUAUUGUAGGUAUUUCGCAAUCGCCUAUGGAAAGAUCAGGAUCUGGCGAGAACAUUACAGCUGGCUUUGACCUUGGAGACUCCAGACAACAUGUUAGACAACAGGAUAUUGACACUCUAAAACAGGCUGCCAUCACUGUGCUGAGUGAUUCCCUCUUCAAAAAAAUACAAGAAAUCAAUGUGACAUUUUGCAAGAGUAGAAGUCAUUAUGGUUUUGUAGAAGCCGUGAUAAGAAGAAUAAAACGUCUUCUACGUCUACACACUGGCAGCUGAUAGUGGUCAAGAUAGUAUCAGAAUUACUAUCAUUGAAUGAAAUGUAACAGACAGUUAAAAUCACCAUAAUAGUGAACAAACCUAUCAACGACAUGCAGACAAGAUUAAACUACUAAUGUAUAGUGAAACCCGUACCACAUACCACUUGCUCUAAACACUGCUAGUUUUAUUUCUGACUUAAACAUUUGCAGAUAAACCAGUGAAUAAAGACAAAUGCAAAUAUUGCUCCAGAAUAUAUGUUUUCUUUAUAUGCAAGUUUAACUUUGAUUAAAGUGAUGAUUUGUGUAGACAUUUUCUAUAUUCUGCACCAAACAGUUCUUACAAUUUGUGUAAAACGGAUGACAUACAAUGUAUUAACUUUUUCAAAAUCUGAAAACUGCUGUAAGAACUUCAAUAAGAAUGCUGAAUACAUGCAAAAUGUUUGUUUUCAGUUUCAGUUUAUGCUUAUUGACUGUCGCAUAAAAUGUGCAGACCUUUAGGCCUGGAUUAAAGAAUUUUGAAGAAAAACUAUUUUUCAUUUCUUAUAAAUUUAAAGUUUUGUGUAAAAGUUAUGAAAAUGUUCAACAUAUUUGAUAUCAGACUGCACCUUUUAUCUGUAAAUUGUUUGAUGCAGACAGCCAAACCAGAAUGACGGCUUCUGUCAAUAUCAAAGGUCAUUGAGGAGAACUGUAUGAAAUACUGUGGCUAAAUGAUAAAGCUAUGUUUUCAUUUUAAUAUGAAAGUUGUAUAUAAAUUGUAUAAGAAAUGAAUUUUUGAAAUAAAAAAUGAUAAAAGGGAAAA